Messenger RNA from Notolabrus celidotus (New Zealand spotty), 4659 nucleotides. RefSeq names its product cell division cycle 14Ab (gene cdc14ab). The record is from RefSeq and is a predicted model, not a curated record. Gene Ontology annotation, molecular function: protein tyrosine/serine/threonine phosphatase activity; protein serine/threonine phosphatase activity. Gene Ontology annotation, biological process: positive regulation of cytokinesis; regulation of exit from mitosis; protein dephosphorylation. Lineage: Eukaryota; Metazoa; Chordata; Actinopteri; Labriformes; Labridae. Bases 415 to 2289 code for a protein of 624 amino acids. The transcript has 16 exons. Gene Ontology annotation, cellular component: mitotic spindle; centrosome; nucleolus.
AACGUGUCUUAAGGAGGGAUUUGGUCAAUCUGAGUUUCAGACUGUUGGAGCCUCGAGAACAGGCGAACAUGCCAACACCGAGUAUUUACCGGGGAAAACACGGUAGAAAGGAGUCUUCUGUGAGAGGAGAUCAGCCGCAGUGACUGAUGGGAAACUGAAGAGGAAGUUUUUAACUUUUUAACAGAGUCCGUUUACCUGCCUUUUAGCCUGCUAAAGGCUAAAAGUUUGUGGAGUGUUUGAGUGUGGCCAGGAAGUAGACGGAUCCAUGUCGGUGGAAUGUUUGAGUGAGUGAGGCCAGGAACUAGACGGACCCAUGUCGGUGGAGUGUUUGAGUGAGUGAGACCAGGACUUAGACGGAUCCAUGACGGUGGAGCUUGUUGUUUGAGUGAGUGAGGCCAGGAAUUAGACGGACCCAUGACUGUGGAAGGAGUGCGACACUCCCCGAUCCUGUCUGCCCUGUUCGGCAUGACAGAGGAGCCCGAGCUGCAGGGAGCCGCUCCGCUCAUCAAAGAACGACUGUACUUCGCCACGUUACGCAGCAAACCCAAAAGCACCGCCAACACGCACUACUUCUGCACUGAUGAUGAGUUCCUCUAUGAGAAUUUUUACGCAGAUUUUGGUCCUCUCAACCUUGCCAUGCUGUACAGAUACUGCUGCAAACUCAACAAGAAGCUCAAGUCCUUCACUCUUACGAGGAAGAGGAUAGUUCACUACACCAGCUUCGACCAGAGGAAGAGAUCCAAUGCUGCUGUGCUAAUUGGAGGCUACGCUGUGAUCUACCUGAAGAAAACUCCAGAAGAAGCCUACAGAGCUCUGAUAUCCGGCUCCAACGCCUCCUACCUGCCUUUCAGGGAUGCUUCUUUUGGGAAUUGCACUUUCAACCUCACUGUGCUGGACUGUCUGCAGGGCAUCAGGAAGGCUCUGCAGCACGGCUUCUUUGACUUUGAGACAUUUGAUGUGGACGAGUACGAACACUACGAGCGUGUGGAGAAUGGAGAUCUGAACUGGAUUGUCCCGGGGAAGUUUCUGGCCUUCAGCGGUCCUCACCCUAAAACUAAAAUAGAGAACGGUUACCCUCUCCAUGCCCCUGAGGCGUACUUCCCGUACUUCAGGAAACACAACGUGACCACGAUCAUCCGUCUGAACAAGAAGAUCUACGACUCCAAGCGCUUCACGGACGCCGGCUUCGACCACUAUGACCUCUUCUUCGUAGACGGCAGCACGCCCAGUGACAUCAUCACUCGCCGCUUCCUGCACAUCUGUGAGAGCACAGAUGGCGCAGUCGCCGUUCACUGCAAGGCUGGUCUUGGCAGGACAGGCUCUUUGAUUGGCUGUUACCUGAUGAAACAUUACCGCUUCACAGCGGGUGAAGCCAUCGCCUGGAUCCGGAUGUGCAGACCAGGCUCAGUGAUCGGACCUCAGCAGAACUUUCUAGAAGAGAAGCAGCCAGCCAUGUGGUUGAUAGGCGACAGCCAGCGCUCCCAGAAGGCCAAGCUGGAAGAGAGGGCAGUUCCUCAACUCAUCACCAGCAUGGACGGGCUCACGCUAAAACCCACAUACAACUCUACAAUCUCCGCCCACAACAGCAUCAUCAGCAGCUCUGACCGUCUGACUGAGAGUGAGAUGGUGGAAGGAGGACCAGCUCUGACUCAGGGAGACAAACUUAGAGCCUUAAAGAGCAGACGUCCACCCCGUCCUGCAACCACCGGAGCCCUCAGGGUGGAGGAGAUGAAGAUGCACAGCAGGUCAGCCUCACAGCCACUCAGAUUGUCGAUGGGUGCAGGUCAGGGCCCCUCCUCCCCGCUCAAGUCCUCCAAGUUCUCAUCAUCCUCUGCUUCUGCUGCCGCCAAGAGGAUUGGAAGAAAUCCAUCGUCAUCGGCGUCAAACAUCAGGAGCUCCCGGUUGGCGGUCUCUCUCAGUGAUCUGUACUCUGCAGACCUGGAGGAGGAGAGCUCUCCAUACUCCCCUCUUCCUCCCCCCUCCUCCUCCUCCUCCUCCUCCUCCCCCCCCAUGUCUCUCACUUCCUCCCCCUCCUCUUUGGCCCCAUCCUCUAUGAGUCGCUAUGGUAACAGCCCUCGCAGCCUACAGCAUGAAGUCAACAACAACAGCGGUGUGUUCGGGGGCUCUGCGGCGCCCCAUGCAGGGAAAAACCCAGGCUUGGUCCUGAGCAGGACGGGGCCUCAGGACUUCAGUCCAUACAGGGGCCUCUACAGUGGUCUGAAGGGCCCCACAGGACGCUACCUGAGCCGCUCCAUACCUUCGCUUCAGUCUGAGUAUGUCCAGUACUAAAUCUAGAGCCCCGACCUGAGGACUCAUUACCAACAACCCCCCUGUGUGGGAGGCUCAAAGGGAAGCUGAAGAAGCAGCAGAGUCCUGCUCAGUGACUGAAGAGACUGAGGCGGUACUGUGUAUAAGUGACAGUAUGUUAAUGACGUUAAUGCUAGCGAGCAUUGUGUUUUGUAAAUAUGAUGUAAAGGACACGUGUGAUUUGGCUGAAACAGAAGAUUUAUUUAGAUAAAGAGGACAGAUUUUAUAUUUGUGACAGAAGAAAACUUAUUUUUGUUUGAAGACUUUUUGAUAAACUGAAGGAUCAGCCACUGAUGACUCUCUGUCGUCAUGGUAACAGUAUUUACUUCACAUGACCAGCAGAUUGUUUUAUUUUCUGAUGAACUACAUUCUUUUAGAAACAGCAAUAAUAAUGACAGAUGAAGAAGAAGGGACCUAAAACCUCAGGGGUGUGUGUUUGAGUGAAUGUGUGUGUGUGUGAGAGAGAGAGAGAGAUAGAGAAGGCGGAGCCAGCAGCAGGAACCGCCCACUCAGCCUUAAAGAAGCAGUUUGAUUCGUUGUCGCGUUGGUAUAAAGUUUUGUGUUUGUGGCCUGACUUCAGCCCGACAUUCACCUUUUAUUUUUUUAAUCAUUGGGGGGUCUUUGACUAAAGUAUGUUUUCAUAAUUAAGUGAAACACUAACUGUGUGCUAAUCAGCCUGAGGUUGAUCUGCAGACACACCUGCUCUUAUUUAACAUGAAGCUUCUAUAAAUGCACGUGUGAUGAAGAUUAAUGUUCGAUCAUUAUUAAAACACAGAGGCAGCUGAUGUUUCUGUAUCAGUAGGUUCUUCUCUCUGCGUCUCCGUGUUUUAAAACCCAGAACUGAGAUUUGUAACUCUGAUAGACCUCUUGAGUAUUUGAUGAUAUAGUGGUGACCUUUGACCUCUGACAGCCUGUCUGCUGCAGCAGACUAAACCAGCACGGGUCAGACUCUGCGUUUGAUAAGUGAAUCGGGAGAGAAAAUGUUCGUCCUGAUUGUUGGACAGAAGAACUCUAAUGAAUCCACUAAUUUAAAGAAACAAAAAGAGAAACCAGUUUAUCUGUGAGGUAGAGCUUUCCUGUGACUCCCACCUAAGUUUACAUUUUUGAUUUGUGAUUUACUGCUCUGUAUAGAGAUUUCUGAGAAAGAGCAUUAAUCUCUGCAGGCUCAAAAGGAUCAUGUUAGGAUAAAUUAAAGCAGAUCUCAGAGCAGUAACAUUUAAGCUUCACGUUUCAGAUUCAGACAACUUUAUUGAUCCCAAGAAGGGCAAUUCAUUUAUAGCUUACCAUACAACAUUUAACAUCUGCAACACAUCCAUCAUAUAUACAUGCUCCAAUCAAAUUCAUGUUUGAAGUUAAACUCAGCUGAACAGAGUCGUGUUGAUGUUUCAGUGAGAUAUGACUGAGUUAAAAUGAAACUAAAGACACUCACAAUACAGAUAAUUGAAAUGUUUAUGAUCUUGUUAGUGAUCACGUGACCCCACCUGAGUGGCUGUAUUGAGGUCAGCUGACCUGGGUGUUCUGAUUGGCUGAUACAAGGUUUUAAAUAUUUAAACAAUAUUGGAGGCAAGUCGGACCGAUGGAUGUUUUAGUUUCUACCUCGUCUAAUAAAGAAAGAAAGAAAGAAAGAAAGAAAAAGAAAGAAAGAAAGAAAGGAAGGUACUUUAUUGAUCCCCAGGGGAGAAAUUCAAUUUUUUCCACUCAUGCUAUUUUUUGGACAUGCUACACAUACAGUUUUUUUGGUAUAUACAUACAAAUGCACACACAUGCAGUGAACAUGCUUAGGGAGAGAUGUCAGUGAGGAAACUGCCGUCAACCAGCACACCCAGAGCAGUUGAAGGUCUCCGUUUCCUGUUACAUUAAUGUCCUGGGUCACAGAGUCUUCAAAUUGUCUUACAUGGAAACUUUACAGACCUUUUAAGAAAUAAAAGCUCAGUAGAGCAACAGAGAGAAAACGUUGUUAAGUUGUUGAAGGUAAAUGUUUGUGUCACUUCCUGUGUGUUCACCUGGCAGGUCUCAGGUGUGUCAUAGUGUCAGUCAGGUCUCAUGUGUGUAACAGCGUCAGUCAGGUAUAUUGAUGUGAAUCUACUCAGGCUGAAGUCACAGAAGUGCCUUUAAAGAGUUAAAUCCUGUCUGAAUGUUCCCCGUUUGCUUACAGCAGCAAAGGGCUUUUAUUUUGAAAGUAACCCCAUGUCUAAAUGAGGAACUUGGUUGUUCCCUGUUGCAGAAUGUCCUGUUUGUGUUUUUAAAGAGCUACUGAAGUCUUUUAUGAAGAGAAAAGUUGGAAAAUAAUUUGUAGUAGUUUCUGAGUUCCUAUCUGAGCAAUAACAGAAAAUAAAAUCAUUGUUCUUCUCA